Messenger RNA from Drosophila bipectinata, 442 nucleotides. It is a transcript of the gene mex1, whose product is annotated as midgut expression 1. The record is from RefSeq and is a predicted model, not a curated record. Lineage: Eukaryota; Metazoa; Arthropoda; Insecta; Diptera; Drosophilidae.
CUCAGUUAUUCAUUUGUUUUGGCCCAGACCACAACGUGCUCCGGCGUAAAAAAAGGAUUGGAGUACUCGCUGCGAAUAUAGCACCCAAUAAUUGCUCUCUACAUAACACUCGAUAAUCCCCAACAGCUCCAACCAUGUGCAACGCUCUCUGUGAAUGCCUCAAAUGCCCCGGCAAAGUUGUGUGCUGUUGCUGCAACUGCGCCUGCAAAAUGCUAAUGAGCAUUAUCGUCUCCGCCCUCCUGAUGGUCGUCGUGAUCGGAUUGAUCGUCUACUUCACAGUCUUCUACCACAAGGAUAAGAAUGCCGAUGAGGUGACGAAGCAGGUGGCGAACCAUGUGGCCCCCAUUGUUAAACGUAGCAUCCGCGACUACUUUAACAAGGAGUACUGAUCUGAGGCUUUUGAAUUUAAACAGUAGGCUAAAUAAAUUAAAUAAUAUAACUC